Molecule: messenger RNA, 3186 nt
Organism: Hibiscus syriacus
Lineage: Eukaryota; Viridiplantae; Streptophyta; Magnoliopsida; Malvales; Malvaceae
Exons: 24
Coding region: 173-3022 (949 amino acids)
Biological process (GO): peptidoglycan biosynthetic process
Cellular component (GO): chloroplast
Molecular function (GO): D-alanine-D-alanine ligase activity; ATP binding; metal ion binding
Source: RefSeq, a predicted model, not a curated record
GAGAUUCCAGGAAGAAACAAACGAAUCGAAGUUCUGUCACUGUGCCGCCGGUUAUCAAAUUCUUAAUCAAAAUAAAGAAGAACAAAACAAAUUGCCCACCAACUUCUUUCGUUAUUUAUACUAUGUUUUAAGAUUCCUUUCUCUUCAUCUACGAAUCCUUCCUCUUUCCCCCAUGGCGUCCCUCUGUUAUGGCUCCAGUCGCUCCUUACUGGUGCUCAACAACCCAUGCCGGAACACCACAUCACCCUCUCUUCAUCCCUCCUCGAACUCGCUUUCUGGGUUCACCCGGAAACUAGUUACUGCUUCUUCUUCUUCUUCAAAAACUGUGGGAGUUGGAGUCACACGCGCCACCGCUCAGGUGGCGGACGCUGUGCUGGGAGGUAAAGAGGAUACAAGUCGGGUGUUGAGAGUUGGUGUGAUAUGUGGCGGUCCAUCGGCGGAGCGUGGGAUUUCCUUGAACUCUGCUCGAUCAGUGCUUGAUCACAUACAGGGAGAGGAUUUGCAUGUCAGCUGCUAUUACAUUGAUGAUCAUCUCAAUGCCUUUGCAAUAUCCUCUGCUCAGGUAUACUCGAACACUCCUUCGGAUUUUGAUUUUAAGCUCGAAAGUCUUGCCCAAGGUUUCCAGUCUUUGUCUGAAUUUGCCGAGCAUCUAGCUGUCUCGGUGGACAUAGUUUUCCCUGUAAUACAUGGUCGGUUCGGUGAAGAUGGUGGCAUACAGGAGCUGUUGGAAAAAUAUAAUGUUCCAUUUGUUGGCACGGGAUCCAAGGAGUGUCGACAAGCAUUUGACAAGUAUGAUGCCUCCGUGGGCCUUGGCAAACAUGGAUUUGUAACAGUACCAAGUUUCUUAGUGCAGGGAAAUGAAGUGAAUCGAGAUGAAUUAUCCGAAUGGUUUGCAAGCAACCAUUUGGACUCUAACACCGGGAAGGUUGUGGUCAAACCAGCAAGAGCAGGAUCAAGCAUUGGUGUCACAGUUGCAUAUGGAGUUGAAGAUUCACUUACAAAGGCCAAUGAAAUUAUUUCACAGGGAAUCGAUGAUAGAGUGCUCGUUGAAUUAUUUCUUGAAGGAGGGAGUGAAUUCACAGCCAUUGUUCUUGAUGUGGGCCAUGGUUUUGAUUGUCAACCUGUUGUGCUACUGCCAACUGAGGUGGAGCUUCAAUUUCAAGGUAGUGGUGAUUUAAAGGAGAAAGAUGCAAUUUUUAAUUAUAGAAGGAAGUAUCUUCCCACACAACAGGUUGCAUAUCACACUCCUCCUCGUUUUCCUAUUGAAAUAAUUAAAACUAUCCGAGAAGGGGCAUCUUUGUUAUUUCAAAGGCUUGGAUUGCGUCAUUUUGCUCGAAUUGAUGGGUGGUUUUUGCCCUCUUCCACAAAAACAUCAGCUGCUUCUGAAGAUAAAUUUGGAAUGACAGAAUUUGGCACAGUUCUAUUUACUGACAUCAACUUGAUUAGUGGGAUGGAACAGACAAGUUUCUUGUUUCAGCAAGCUUCAAAGGUUGGAUUUUCUCAUUCGAACAUUCUGCGAAGCAUUAUCUAUCGAGCUUGCUUGAAGUUUCCUGAGCUUGCAACAUUUAGUAGUAAAUCAGGUCAGCUGCAGAAAAAUUCAAAACCCUCAAAGAAAGGGCAUCAAGGCUUUCGUAAAGUCUUUGUAAUUCUUGGAGGAGACACAUCGGAGCGGCAGGUAUCCCUUAUGAGUGGAACUAAUGUUUGGCUCAAUUUGCAAGGAUUUGACGAUCUUGACGUAACUCCCUUUUUGCUUGCUCGCUCGAUUGGCCAUUCAUCUACUACAGAUUCAGAUAAAUUGGACCCUGAUUUGAGCUCCAUUGAAGUUUGGUCGUUACCUUACUCCCUUGUGUUGAGGCAUACAACGGAGGAAGUCCUCGAUGCAUGCAUGGAGGCAAUUGAGCCAGCUCGAGCUGCCUUGACAUCUCACUUAAGAAACCAAGUGAUGAACGAACUCGCAGAAGGUUUGACGAAACAUGGUUGGUUUACUGGUUUUGACAUAGCUGAUGAGCUACCAACAAGAUAUUCACUGAAGGAGUGGAUCCAGUAUGCCAAGGAAGUCCAUGCAACAGUUUUUAUUGCAGUGCAUGGAGGCAUCGGUGAAGAUGGCACACUUCAGUCUUUGCUUGGUGCUGAAGGAAUUCCUUAUACAGGUCCUGGCAUAACGGCUUCGAAGAUUUGCAUGGAUAAAGUCGCAACUUCUCUGGCUCUUGAUCAUCUGAGAGACCAGGGAAUUCUUACCAUAAACAAAGAUGUGAAGAAAAAAGAGGAUUUGUUGAAAAUGCCCAUUCUUCAGACUUGGAAUGAACUAAUUUCAAAGCUUCAGUGUGAAACAUUAUGCAUUAAACCAGCGAGGGACGGAUGCUCUACUGGUGUUGCAAGAUUGUGCUGUGCAGAGGACCUUGCAGUGUAUACAAAAGCCUUGGAUGAUUGCCUUCUACGGAUUCCUCCGAAUAGCUUUUCAAAGGCACAUGGAAUGAUUGAGAUGCCAAACCCUCCUCCAGAUCUCUUGAUCUUUGAACCUUUUGUGGAAACAGAUGAAAUUUUUCUUUCAUCCAAAACUGUUUCGGAAAAUUCGCAACGCCUUCUAUGGAAAGGACACAGCCGCUGGGUAGAAGUAACGGUUGGUGUUAUCGGUAAACGGGGAUCAAUGCACUCGUUGAGUCCUAGCAUAACUGUCAAGGAAACCGGUGACAUUCUGUCACUCGAGGAGAAAUUCCAAGGUGGAACUGGAAUCAAUCUGACUCCUCCCCGGUAUCGAUUAUUAGGUUUUAACGAGGCUUUGGGGCGAUGUAAACAACGUAUCGAACUAAUUGCCAACACCCUGCAACUGGAAGGAUUUUCAAGAAUCGAUGCAUUUGUUAAUGUUGACACUGGAGAGGUCUUGAUCAUAGAGGUCAAUACAGUGCCCGGAAUGACUCCUUCCACUGUGUUGAUACAUCAGGCACUGGCAGAGCAGCCCCCUGUAUAUCCUCACCAGUUCUUCCGUAAACUACUCGAUUUGGCAUCGGAGAGAGCGGAGUAAAAGCCGUGGUCAACGACGGUCGAUCAAUGGAUGGAUCUUCCUAGUACUUUGGGUGCUGGCUGUUGAAGAAUGAGGAGAGAAAUGCAAUUGUGAAAAGUUAAAUGGCCAAGUUUGUUAUGUAGCCAUAAGUAGAUGAUGCACUGAAAUUUGUUUUUAUUUCCUUC